AUGACGUCCGUCACAAAGCGGCUCAAAAAAGCUGCUCGCAUCAUUCUCAUUGGAGCUCCCGGCGUGGGAAAAGGCACACAAACGGAGAGAUUGCUUGCGCGAUUCCCACAGCUAGCUGCUAUCAGUUCGGGGGAUUUAUUACGAGAGAAUGUGCGAAAGAAGACUGCGCUAGGUCUCCAAGCUGAAGCGCUCAUACAAGCUGGAAAUCUUGUCCCUGACGCCGUCAUGCUCGAUCUCAUCUCUUCGGAAUUAGUUACCAAGGGCUGGCUGAAGCCAUCCGAACCUUUCGCAACGCAACAAUCCUCUUCAUCUUAUAAUCAACAUAACAAACCACCAUCAAUAGCACCCUCCGCCUCAUUCAUCCUAGACGGCUUCCCUCGAACCGCCGUCCAAGCCAAUAGCCUCGACAGAAUCCUACCUAUAAACUUCGUCGUACACCUCUUCACACCCCCCUCAGUCAUAAUAUCCCGAAUAACAAAGCGCUGGGUCCACGCGCCCUCCGGACGAGUCUACAAUACAGAUUUUAACCCGCCCAAAGUCGAGGGCAAGGAUGACGUUACGGGGGAAUCAUUGACGCAAAGAGCGGAUGAUUCGAUAGAUACAUGGAAACAGCGAUUGAGGAAAUUCGAGGAGUCGAGCAAGACGCUAAUUGAGCAUUAUGAGCGGCAGGGUUCGCUGUGGAGGGUGGAAGGGGAUUCGAGUGAUGAGAUUAGUCCAAAAUUGUUUGCGGAGAUUGAGAGGAGAUUUGCUUGA
Molecule: messenger RNA, 753 nt
Organism: Talaromyces marneffei
Lineage: Eukaryota; Fungi; Ascomycota; Eurotiomycetes; Eurotiales; Trichocomaceae
Exons: 2
Coding region: 1-753 (250 amino acids)
Biological process (GO): nucleobase-containing compound metabolic process
Cellular component (GO): mitochondrion; cytoplasm
Molecular function (GO): ATP binding; AMP kinase activity
Source: RefSeq, a predicted model, not a curated record